AUGCUUUUUGCCCAUGGAUCGCAUGCAUUCGCAAGGAAUCUUCUAGGUUCAGGUCAAGGGUCACUACAGCAUCAUAAUGAGGGUGCGCUUCCUGCUGUACAACUAGCAGAAACUCAUGUACCUUCAUUUCUUCUUGGUACUGAGAAGGAGCAGCAGCAACAACAAGAACAAGUGCAGGAGGAACAACUGCAGGAUCAGGAACAGGAUCAGCAGCAGGAGGAGCAGCAGAUAGAAGGAAGCAAUGGGGAUGGAGAGCAACUCUCUGUAGAGCAUAUAAUAGAUGGAGGAGAAGCAGCAGCAUUAGCCCAAUUAGAAGAAAAAAUAAAUUCAGGACAAGUACCAGAAGAGAAAUUCAAAGAUUUAGCUCGUGAUGCCUACACUGCUUUUAUUCAAGAAGCGGAGAAAAGUCUUGAUGAUUUAGAAUUAACAAUUAAAUCAUUAGAAGAAGGAAUGAAUAAUAAUAAUAAUAAUAAUAAUAAUAUAAAUAAUAAAGAAUUAAAUAGUAAUCCUCAUCAUAAUCAUAUUCAUCAUCAUCAUCAUCAUUCACCUAGUUUCUUACAGCAACAAGAUAAAGAAAAUACACAACAAGACAUAAAACCUCAUGGAGGAAAUAGUGGAUCUAGCGGACCAGAAGAAAGAGGAGAUCAGCAAGAAGAAGAAGGGGGAGGACAAGAAGAUCAUGAUCAAGAAGGAGAUGGGGAGGAAGAUGUAGAUGAUCAAGGAGAUGGUCUAGUAGGAGCAAGAACAAAGAGUCUAUGGGACGAAGCACGAGACCAAGCAAAGGAAACGGUCGAAGAUAUGAAAGAUCGAACAAGAGAAUGGGGUGAAAGAGUUCAAACUCUUAUUGAUCACGCGAAAAGUGACGCAAAAAGGGCAGCAAAAAGGGCAAAAACUGCAAUAACUCAAGGGGUAAAGAAAGCUUAUGGGAAGGUAAAGCAGGGAAUGAAGAAUUUCUUUGAUAAGUUGGGGAGAAAGAUAGGAGGAGAAGACGAGGUUGCUCCUGCUGGUGAGGGUGGUGCUGGUGGGGGAGGGGGAGACGGGGAUACAUCUGCUUCCUCUUCUGCAACAGGGGAGGAGGAUGAAGAUGAACAACUUAGGAAGAAAUUGUUUGGUGGAGGACUUCAUCCUCCUAAGGAAACAGAUGAGGAAGGGAGAGGAGAUGCAGAAGGAAUAAAGGAACUUAAACUGGAGGACGCUUUAGCUCCAAGAACAGGAGGAACAGGAGCCAGACCACCACCAGCAGCACCAGCAGGUGCAGCAAACCCAACAACAGCAGGAGGAGGAGGAGAAAAGAAUCAAGGACCUACAGCACCGAGUUCUGCACUAGAGGUGCAAGAAACAACAGCAGGAGCAGCAAACUAG
Eimeria maxima is the source of this 1362-nucleotide messenger RNA. RefSeq lists its product as hypothetical. The record is from RefSeq and is a predicted model, not a curated record. The transcript has a single exon. Bases 1 to 1362 code for a protein of 453 amino acids. Lineage: Eukaryota; Apicomplexa; Conoidasida; Eucoccidiorida; Eimeriidae.